ACUUCCUUUUACGCCCGGGAGUAUCUCAUAGGCAUUUUAUCCUUAAGGACCUCUCCUUGUAAGCAAAGUGUACCCGUGUCAUUCAUGCCCUACACGCCGCCUGUGUGCCGACAUUGUCCAACCCAUACAGUAUGCCCAUCAGAGAGCUUGUCGUUGCGACAUUUUCCAUGGGGCUUGCGCAGGUACAGAUGGAGCACACAUCUCCAGGGUGGAACUGUGACCGUCCGAUCUCAAAACCACCUGAAACCGUCGGUUUCAAAACCCGCUGGAUUACCAGAAGCAGAGGGCAAUCAGGAUCAUGCAUCUGGAACACUUUCCUGUACCCUGAAGCGGUGCUGCAGAUAGUGAAAAAGGGCGACCAGGAUAGCUCCGCCAUGGUACUAAUAAGGCUUACCAUCGCUCUUGAACAGCGCUACGUGCACUUGCUGAUACGGAUUGACAAAGAGACUCGGUACCAGCAGAGCUCCUGCUGUUUCUCGGACCUUCCCGGAUUGCGUAGAGCAAGCCCAAGGUAGCAGUAGUUUUAGAGUAGCAGAAAACAUGGCUGUAUGCACAGCAGACAUGCGGAUUGCUUCAGGAAAACGGAUUUCCCCGUGGGGGUACAUGUGCGGUCUCCACUGGAGCUGGCAGCUCCUCCUAUCGGUCCUCGUCGUCGCCGCCAUCACAAGCGGGGAUAGAUCCGUUGGGGUCCGCGCUAUGAGCGCGGCAGCGGAGCGACGCGAACAGAUGGAUCAGAUGCUGCAAGCUCAAGUGGAUUUGAUGCUGGCAACGUUCGAAAGGGAUGCUGACGUGGCAGCGCUGACUCAGCAGCAGACGGCAUGCUCCUGCUACCGCAUUCGCAACGAUUACUGCUGUCGCCAGUACAUGUGCUUGUGCUCGCCCAUGUGUUGGAACGGUUAUGAGCUCAUUUCUCUCGGAGAGCCCAAGUGCGCACCAGCAGCAGAGGGCACGCCACCCCAACCCGGCCAGGGACCCAUCCUAACCCCUUUGGACUGCUCGCAGCAGCAGGAAUUCGCCUCCGCGAUGUCUGGUAUCACAGAAGAGACUGCAGAAGCAAACCUGGGUGUGCGAAACGCAGGAGGGAGGGGGAGAGGGGACAGGGAGAAGGGGUGGUUGGGGAGCAGGAAGGGAGUGGAUUGGCGGUUUGGGCUCACGAUGCUGCAGCGAUUCAACGACAGCUCCGUCAACCUCUCCCACUUCGCAGAGAAGGCACUCACGCUGCUCCUAGUCAACAACUUCACGGCGCCUGCGCUGCUGCACCCCAUGGUGACUCGCUUCAUGCUGCCUCGCUCGCGAGCCGUGAUUGAAAGGAUGAGAAUGAAGGGGGCAGAUGCGGUGCACGCCCGGCUGCUGCAGGCAAUGGUUGAAUUCGCCCUCACUCCAGUGCUCUCCCCUCACAUCCACACGUCCUUCCAGCUCCACGAGCACAUGACUCUAGGAGACUCCCCCAUGGCAUUCGGGCUGGUGGAAUUCGAAUCCGCGUGGAAUGCAGCCACUGAAGAGCGCCCUCUCUGCUUCGAGAGGCUGCUUAUACCGGGGAUAUUCAAGGGGCAGGCCUACCCCACCCACCCCAGCCAGGGCACCUACUUAGACCGCCACCUGAGGAUAAAGAUGAAAGUGCCUCAGGCUAGCAAAAUGCUCUGGGGGCCAGAUGGGGUGAAAGGGUGGCAGCCGAAGGUUCUCUAUAUCACACGGCUUGGGCCGGAGCUGAAGCUUCGCCGCACCUUCCUACCGGAGAGCCAUGAGGCGCUGCUGAAGCUCAUGGAGGGGCUGGGGCUGCAGGUGACGAUGGUAGAGCUUGGGCAACUGACAUUCCGCCAGCAGUUCCUCGCCAUUCAAUCGGCUGACAUCAUCAUCUCCCUCCACGGUGCUGCCCUCACCAACGUGCCUCUCUUCGCCCGCCGCCAUGCCGCAUUAAUCGAGAUUAUGCCGUACGGCAUCGUUCACGAGCUCUACUAUUCCCUCUCGCUUAGCUCCGGCAUUCCGUAUUUCAUGAAGAAGUGUCGCAAGGGGGAGAAGCAGGAGGGAGAUUUGCCGGAAUUUGAAGGGCUGAGUGUCAAGGACUGCUUGCACAAGCAUGCGGCAUGCAAGUUUCACCAUAUCCACAUACGGCGAAUCCAACUGACCGAUGAGGACUUGGAUGAGAUCAGGAAAAUGCUUCUGGUUGCGAAGGACGUGGUUGGAGCGAGCCUGGGAGGGUUUGGGAGAUACAUGCACUCCGGUGAGCUGCCGGGGUGGGCUGAGGCAAGGUUUGGGCACAUGUGUGUUGCCAAGGAUGUGGAUUUGUAUGGCAAGAGGAGUGAUUUCCUUAGGGUGCCCAAGCCAGGGAAUGCAGCUGAAGACUUUAUUUGCGUGUUCUCAAAAGAUGAUGCUUAAAAGUAUAUGAUGUAUUCGUUGCACAAAUAAAUAGGUUAACCUUGG
Messenger RNA from Closterium sp. NIES-67, 2421 nucleotides. The record is from the annotation of a GenBank genome assembly. NCBI's taxonomy places the organism in Eukaryota, Viridiplantae, Streptophyta, Zygnematophyceae, Desmidiales, Closteriaceae.